UUUCUACAGUGGUUGUAUCAGCUUGCAAUUCCACCAACAAUGGAGGCAUAUUUGUCUUUCUUCAUAUCUAAUGCUACAACCUUUAGAUAUACUUCCUCAUGUUGUAGUGACCUGACAACAAUUACAUUUUUUCUUUGCUACUUUAUAACUGCAAUCUUGCUAUUGUUGUGAAUUGUAAUAUAAAUAUUUACUAUUUCUGAUGUCCUAGGAAAUCCCUGUGAAAAUUCAUUUGACCCCAAAGAGACCAUGACUCAUAGGUUGAGAACUGUGGCUCUAAGUCAAAUGUUGAUGACAUCCAUCUGCAUAUGAACUCACAGUGACUGAGUGUCUUCUUGAUUUUCUUCAGUAGUCUAAAGAUUCCAGGUAUCAUACUGAAUAGGCAUGAAGAGAGUACACAUAUUUGUCUUCCUCCUGUUUGUAAUAGAAAUGCUUUGAGUUUCUUCAGGCUGAUAUUGGCUGUGGGCAUACAAUAAAUUGAUUUUGUUAUGUUAGGAUUUUCCCCUUUUUUUUAGCCACUUUAGGGCUUUUAUCAGAAAUAGAUAGAUUGGAUUUUUUUUUCAAAAGCCUUCUUGUUACAUAAUGAGAUGGACACGUGGUAUUUGUUUUUUGGUUUUUGAUAAAUUUAUUGUUGAUUAUGUUUAUCAACUUAUGUGCUUUGAACCUAUUAAAGGGACACUAACAGGCCGAAACACAGAAAACAUAAAAUCUGGCAGGCCUUAAUAUUCCCCUAUUCCCUUUUCCUAGAUAAAAUCCUCUAGAUUACAUUACUGAGGCUAGACACCAUGAUAUGUUUCCUUAUUUGGUCACAUCCUCUUCCUGAAGCUGACUAUCAAUGUCCAGCUAUAAAAGCAUUAAAAUUCAGCAAUCAAAAACAUACUUUUGCCUACCAUAAAUAACAUGUCCAAUCAAAAUUAAACACCUAAUCCUAAUUUAGAGCUUCUCCUUUCACUUUUUUAAACUGCUAUUUGUCUAUGGGCCAUAUCUCUCUCUCUCAGUCUGAAGGAAGCAGUCCUUUGUCCUUCCAGGAAAAUACCCUCCCCCUUGCUCUUUUCUCUUCCUCACUUGAACUCUAUCUCUGUCUCUUUUCCUAUUCCCUCACCUUUGUCUCCUUGGAACAAAUAAAUCCUUGUGCUGAGAACUUGGUCUUGGGUGUCCUUUGCUUUUACAUCUGUAUUAUACGGUACAUAUAUGUCUAAAUUUCGAAGAACUUCUAUAAUGGCUAUACCAGUUUCAAUUUUUGUUUACUGUUUUUCUUUGCCUACAUUUUCACCUGAAUUUGUAGUCAUUUUUAUUUGGGAUCUUAGUCUUUCUGACUGGAGUAAAUGUAAUUACAAAGUGAUUUUAAUUUUCAUUUCCCUGAAUGCUAAGGAUGUUGAACAUUUAAACAAAAUUAUCAGCUUCUUUGUUUCUUUUUAAAAGAACUCUGUUAUUUAAAUGUCUCAUUUUAUUUAUUUGAGUUUAUUACGUUUUAGACCCCAACUCUCUAUCAGAAGUAUAGCUGGCAGAGAGUUUUCCAACUGUGUAGGCUGCCUCUUUUUAUGAAUAUGAUAUCUUUUAUUCUACAGAAAAAUUCAUGAAGAAGACUCUUGUUAGUUGCUCUUGGUUUCUGUACUACUGAAAUUUGUUUAGAAUGUUCUUCCUCAUGUGUAGAAAAUUGAAGCAUAUGUGACUCUGUGUGUGUUUGAACAUAUGUGUGUGUAUGUGUGGAAGUGGUGGGUGUGUAGGUGGGUGUAAGUGUGGGUAAACGUGUGUGUGUGUGUGUGUGUGUGUGUGUGUGUACCUAUGGAGUCUAAAAGAGAGCAAUGAAUUCAUGGUGCAUGAGUUACAGGUAGUUGUAACCAUGCAACACAGGUGGCAAGAAAAAAAAAAAAACUCAUGUUUUAUAAAAGAUAAGAAAGCCCCCUUAGCUGCUGAGUCAUACCCUAUUCCAAUUUUAUUUAUUAUAAACAAGGUCUCUCACUGAAACUAACAGAUGUUCAAAGUUAGUGGAUAGCAAGUUUCAUUGACAUCUUCCCCCAUCCCCCCAAAAGGAAUAGGGUUAUAUUUGUGGACUGGGUCGUGACUGGUUUUUAACAUGGAGAUUGGAACUCAGGUUCUCAUGCUUGUGUAAUAAGUUCUCUUAUAGAUUGAACCAUCAUCCCAUCCUUCAAAUACAGUAGAUUCAAUCAAGGGUAAAAAUAUAUCAAUCAUACUUCUCUGAGUAUACAAAAAUCAUAGCCUGGAAAGAAGAGUUAUAUACAGUUUGCUAAUGUCAUGAAAGGAUUUAGACUCAACCUUGAGGUGUACUUUGAUUUUAAGAACCACCUAUGAGGGUUAAAUGUCAUUUUCAUGAUGCAUGAGGGCAUUUCAUAUGCUAAUCAUGUUCAUAUGUGGUAAACUGUAGGACCAGGUAGGAUUGUUUGGAUCUGAAUGAGUCAUGAAUGAUAAGUCAUGUGAACUGAACAAUCCACUUACAAAUUUAUCUGUCAAUGAACUAUCUAGAGAGCAGCUAUCUUAGAAAAGUGAUUUUGGCUCUGUUUCUUAUAUUUCUCUCUUCUGUAUUCAGAACUAAUGUGCCAUUAGGGUCAGUUUGUAGGGUCUCAAGAGCUCAAGACCCUUCAGAUGCAGUUUCUUGUUUUGGUGCUCACAGCUACUAGAACUAUGAGAUGAAUAAUCUUAUUAUUUGUAAAUUCUUCAACCACAUAUUUGGCUAUAAUAAUAAAACAGAAUUUAGGAAAUCAUUCAAAAUAAUUGGAACUUUGGGGAAAAUAACUGUGUGUCAAACUGCUUUUAAAAAGUAAUGAGUUUACUUUCUCUCAAGAGAUCACCUUCCUCUGGGUCUAUCCUAGGGGGAUAUUUAAGUUGAUCCAUUUACCCAAGGAAAAUAUAAGGGAGAAUUCUAUAAAUCUUUUAGGUUUAAGUUAUUUGCCAUGUUGCUUAACACCCACAUACAUAGUGCUCAGGUUUUAUAUAUGAAAUGCUGCUGAAAUAUUUCUGUUCAUACUCAGGUUGGUAACAAAUGGGUAGAUAAAAUAAGUUUACAUCUUGAUUUCAUUUAUCUUUACUCAUUAUAGGCAUACUUUAGAAAACUGUGUAUAAAAUGGCUAUAGACAAUAAAGCAUAGAUUCCCAGGACUCGUGGAUUUUGAUAAUUACCUUUUAUUGUUGGGCUGCAUUUAGUAAUUAUGUUUAUUUUAAUUAUCAUAAGAAAUGUUUGUAAAAACAUACCUUAAAAUUUAUAUUAUUAAGUAGUACUGACUGGCAUAUACUAAACUAUUAAUUUAGUAACAUAUUGAAGAGAAGAGAAAUUAAAUCAAAGGAGACCUAGCAUAAAACAUGCCCACACUAGAAAAUAUGAUGUGGAAUGUGCACUCAGUGAAGAUCUGUCAGCAGACACAGACCCUUCAAGUAGAAUAUUCAUUGUUGCUUCAUACAUGAUUUGGAAAUGAAAUCCUCACAAUAUUGGUAAUUUGCUUCUACAUAGUUUUAUUCACUUAAAUAUGGUUUUGUCUUUAAAUGAUAAGUAAUUCAGUUAAAUAAUCUUCAAGUGCUUUCUUCAUUUUCACAAAGGUCAUACACCUGUGAUCAUAGAAUGAGUAUAUGAUUCCUGUAUUCAUUGUUUUUAUCUAUCUCCUGAUGAACAAUCUCUCUGGUUUUCCUGAAUUAAACUUUUGCCAAAUAGUAAUACCACAUCUUUAUUAUUAUUAUUAUUAUUAUUAUUAUUAUUAUUAUUCAUGUUUGGUCAGGUCAUCCUUGGUACCCCAUAAUCAGAUCUUACUUUUCAAGCAUGAAUUCCAUUAUUAAUAUUUAAAUAAGAAAUAGAAACUCACACAUGAAGCACUUAUACUGUAUUUAAUAAGAAAACAAAUGAUCUGCAGAUUUAUAAACCAUCUAUGUUCAUAAUUGUUUCUCAAAUAUAAGAAUAUUUUUAUUAUAUUCUAACAGAUUUUAUGAUAAAUAAAAGCUAUAUUCUAAGACAAUUAUUUAUUUUAGUCAUUUAUUUAAAUUUAUUUUUGUAUUUAGCAACAAGGUUUCAUAUUGCCCAGGGUGAAUUUGAACUCCCUGUGCAGCUACAGAUGACACUGAAACCUAGCGUUCCUGUCUUAUGCACCAUUUGAGUAUUGGGAUUACAAGCUUUCCAGUUUAUAUGUUGGGAGGAAUCAAUACAGAACUCUUUUUUUUUUUUUUUAGACAAAUCCUCUGUGUCAUAUCAUGUAAAGUAGCUUAUUUAGAUUUUAGAUGGCUUUAUGCAUACUGUUACUUUUUAGUUAAUUUUUAAUUAAACCAGUUAUCACUAAUCAAAUAAAAAUAAAAAUUAUCUCAAAUUUUUAUACUAAUCAAAAUUAUCUUCAAUUUCUGUUAAUUAGUCAAAUAAUCUAGAGUCAUACUGAGUUAUUCUGAGUAAUUUUUGUUGGUAGCCUUUCCUACUAUAAUUGAGUAAAUUUUCUUCCUAAAUUUAGUAAGUGAAAAGCAAUUGGUAUCAUUGUAGAUGAUACAAUGAUGUAGAGUCUAUAUGUUUUCCCUUAAAUAUGAAAUUUUCUCUCUGUCUUGUUUUGUACUUUUCCUUUUCAGAUUAGCUAGUGACUAGUGAGAACUUAUAUAUCACACAACAAAAUGAUAUUCAAGAUGGCAUAAUGCUACAAGUUUCAAUGGACUUGUCAAAAUAACACUUGUUUUGCACAUGGCAUUUAUUCAUCAGAAAGUAGAAUGAGUUCAUUAUUCCACUUUGCACCCUGUUUAAAAGCUGCUUCAAGAUCUCAGUAGAUAAAACUAUGUUUUGUAGGAUGUGAAUGUCUAUUGUUUUAGUGGACUACCUUCAUUAAUAUACUGACUUUGUAAGAUUGCAUAUGUGCAUGUAUAUAUCUAUGAAUUAUACAAGUUUGUUAGUUAAACAGGAAGAAUAAAUUUAAUGGCAUUCUUUUUUGUCCACCUAUUGUCCUGGAACUCUGCUAGGUGGAUAGUGCCUCUUUAGGAAGCUAAGACAAUUUAAAAUCUCCUCCUAUUACUCAAUGAAAAAAAGUACUGAAUUUUAUCUUCCAAAAUGUUAGGAAUAGCAGCUAAGAUUCCACCAUUUCUUCAGAAACGUUAAUUUCAGGUCAGUAUUGGAUGAACAUGACCAUGACUACAGCACAUGGUCAGUGGAGAAAAGAUGAUCCAAAGUUCCAGUUCACCAUUAGAUACAUACAAGUAUGAGGCUUGCAAGGGCUCCAAGAAAUGUGGCUUAUGUUCCCAUAGAGAAGAAAUACAAUGUGACAUUUGUGAAAUGUUUUCCAGAAAAUGCUUAAUCCGCCAGGCAGUGGUGGUGCAUGCCUUUAAUCUUAGCACUUGGGAGGUAGAGGCAGGCAGAUUUCUGAGUUUGAGACCUGGCUGGUCUACAGAGUGAGUUCCAGGACAGCCAGGGCUACACAAAGAAACCCUGUCUCGAAAAACCAUUAAAAAAAAAAAAAAGAAAAGACAGAAAGAAAAUGCUUAUAUGCUUAUUCCUACUAUGAUUAGUAUGAUUUAGUUGGUAGUAUUACUACAAUUUAGAAUAAAUUUGUAAAAUAUCUAGAUAUAUAAAACACUGAUAAUCAUUUUUAAAAAUAUUACCCGCUAAUAUAAGGAAUGUUCUGUUUAGAAAGUAUUUCUGUACAUUGAUAAGUCUAAUUUUUUUCAUUUUAGUUUUAUAGACUUUGAUAAUUCAUAUUAAGCAGAAGUGAGAAGAUGCUCAAUUUCACAGAUGUGACUGAAUUUGUCCUUUUGGGAUUAACCAGAAGAAAAGAACUGCAAGUUCUCUUCUUUGUCAUCUUUCUCAUGGUCUACAUAGUUACCAUGGUGGGCAACAUUGGCAUGAUGAUAUUAAUUAAGAUCAGUCCACAGCUCAGUAGCCCAAUGUACUUUUUCUUGAGCCAUUUGUCAUUUAUUGAUGUGUGGUUUUCUUCCAAUGUCACUCCUAAAAUGCUGGAAAACUUGCUGUCAAAGACAAAAACAAUUUCUUAUGCUGGCUGCUUAGUACAGUGCUUCUUCUUCAUUGCCCUUGUUCAUGUGGAAAUCUUCAUUCUUUCUGUGAUGGCUUUUGACAGGUACAUGGCAAUUGGAAAGCCUCUGCUCUAUGGCAGCAAAAUGUCCAGGGUGGUUUGCAUUCGACUCAUUUCUUUCCCCUACAUAUAUGGGUUUCUGACUAGUCUGGCUGCAACCUUAUGGACUUAUGGCUUGUACUUCUGUGGGAAAACUGAGAUCAAUCACUUCUACUGUGCAGAUCCACCCCUCAUCAAGAUGGCCUGUGCAGGGACCUUUGUGAAAGAAUAUACAAUGCUAUUUCUUGCAGGCAUUAACUUCACAUAUUCCUUGAUUGUUGUCAUCAUCUCCUACCUGUUCAUUCUCAUUGCCAUUCUCAGAAUGCGCUCAGCAGAAGGCAGGCGCAAGGCAUUUUCCACCUGUGGAUCUCACCUUACAGCAGUUGGCAUAUUUUAUGGCACUCUCAUCUUCAUGUACCUCAGACGACCCACUGAGGAGUCAGUGGAGCAAGGGAAGAUGGUGGCUGUGUUCUAUACCACAGUGAUCCCCAUGUUGAAUCCCAUGAUCUACAGUCUGAGGAACAAGGAUGUCAAGGAAGCCAUGGACAAAGUGAUUGCCAAGAAGUUCUUAACAAAAUAAAUAAAACAUUUCCUGUUUUGUUUUCUAUUGUUUGUCAGGAAAAAAAUGGUACUAUGUCAACAAUAAGAAUAGGAAUGUUAAGAUUCUUCAUGGGUAUGGAGAAUAAAAUGUGGCAAACAGUUAAAUAAGUUAAAGUAUAACAAAGUGAAUUGUGAAUUGUUGAUGAAUGCAUUGAAAAUUGAUUCCAAUGGAUAAAAUACAUGUAAUGACUCUAUUUGGAACUCUUAGGCAAGUAGGUUAAAUAUUAAUAUACUUAAAUAAUAAUGUAAAAUACGUUAUUUCUUAUUUAAAUGUGUAUUAGGUAAGUCUCUGAGGUUCUUUUCUAUUUAGAAAUUGAUUUUGGCAGGUAUAAGAUAACAUAUUUAAGUUAUGUUCUUAUAUGAGAACAGGAGUAAUUUUGUACUAUGCUUAUUGGCUUGUUUUUCUUCACAGUUUUUUUUUUAAGUUAGGGUAUGUUUUAUUUAAUUAGUAUAAUUUUAAAAUUAAGACCUUGACCUGUCUAAUGCCUUCGUAGAUAUUUUUAGACACAGUAAGUUUCUCAUUAUCUUUCUAUACUUCCAUUUUUAAAAUUCAUGAGAUCAUAUAUUUCUUUUCUCAAGUCACUUUGUGCUAUCUAUAUCAGAUUGAUAAAAAGGCAGGUAGUAGUUGAGAGUAGAUAUGUACUUGUAUAAUAUAUGUCCUUUUGAAUUAACUUAGUAAAUUAAGCUGGCAUUCCUCUAGACUGUUUUGUCAGUCUCUGGUACUAACUUAAGUUUUGCACUAGAAUUUGAAAAAAUUAUUCAGAAUUAUUAAUGUUUUAAAAAUUGUAUUGGAAUCUGUCAAACAAAUUUAAUGCAGAAUUAUAUAUUUCAUAUUGUUCUCUUAAAUAAUACAAGAAUGUGAAGAUAAUUUAACAGCUUACUUUAUUCAAAUUUAUAUUCUUUAAAAACAGCUUGUGGUAUAGAAAUACACAGAUAAACAAGUGUAAAUUAUGUUGCAUAUUUUCUUCUUUUCAGUUUUUUUCUUGAGCUAUUACAUAUUAUGUCAUAAUUUAUUGGUGCAAAUGUGGUCAUACAAUAAACUUUAUUUAUAAUAAGCAUGAA
Mus musculus (house mouse) is the source of this 7696-nucleotide messenger RNA. RefSeq names its product olfactory receptor family 5 subfamily M member 3B (gene Or5m3b). The record is from RefSeq and is a predicted model, not a curated record. Lineage: Eukaryota; Metazoa; Chordata; Mammalia; Rodentia; Muridae. Gene Ontology annotation, cellular component: plasma membrane; membrane. The coding region runs from base 5682 to 6614 and encodes 310 amino acids. Gene Ontology annotation, biological process: signal transduction; G protein-coupled receptor signaling pathway; detection of chemical stimulus involved in sensory perception of smell. Gene Ontology annotation, molecular function: G protein-coupled receptor activity; olfactory receptor activity. The transcript is spliced from 2 exons.